Molecule: messenger RNA, 351 nt
Organism: Bipolaris maydis ATCC 48331
Lineage: Eukaryota; Fungi; Ascomycota; Dothideomycetes; Pleosporales; Pleosporaceae
Source: RefSeq, a predicted model, not a curated record
AUGUCAGCUGCCGCCGAAGCUUCUCAUCCCUUCCCACCGCCGAGGCCAUGUGCUCAUGACAAAUCUUUUGAAGAAAUUCCCAGCAAACCAUUUCUAAUAAUCUGCGAGCAUGUGGGCAGGCGCAAUCUCCUGGAUCACACAUUGGCCAAGCAUCCUUCAUUUGAGAGAUCUAUGCAUGCCUCAAAGCUUGCCCCCGCCAUUCUCACCCACACACCGAGCCUUACUGGCACUCAAUCAAAAGCUGUAUUACAUAUGCCCCUGGAGCUUUGGCUGUGUGUUGCUGACCAUCUGAAGCACCAUGAUGCCUUGUUCGUGAUGUUUACUUUGGAGACAAGUUCGUCAAACCCCUGA